AGUCGUUGCCUCUGACGUCAGUGGCUCCUGUCUGUGCUCGUGCUGACGAUGGGAGACGUUCUCUGCGAAGAGCUCGAGGACUUAGUUCAUUUCUCAGUGCACGACCUGCCGGCACGAGGCUAUGUCGUCAUGGAGGAGAUCCGACGUCAGGGGAAACUCUGUGACGUCACGCUCAAGGUCGGAGAUCAUAAGUUCAGCGCUCACCGGAUCGUUCUGGCAGCUUCCAUCCCGUACUUUCACGCCAUGUUCACCAACGACAUGGUGGAGUGUAAACAGGACGAGAUCCUGAUGCAGGGCAUGGACCCCAGCGCUCUGGAGGCUCUCAUAAACUUCGCCUACAGCGGCCACGUCGCCAUCGACCAGCAGAACGUUCAGUCUCUUCUGAUUGGCUCGAGCUUCCUGCAGCUGCAGAAUGUUAAAGACGCCUGCUGCUCCUUCCUGCAGGAGAGGUUACACCCAAAGAACGUUCUGGGUGUGCGUCAGUUUGCAGAAACCAUGAUGUGUACGACGCUCUACGACUCUGCGAACAGUUUCCUCCAUCAGCACUUUGUGGACGUCUCUGCGUCUGACGAGUUCCUGAGUCUGAGGACGGAGGAGCUGCUGGAGCUGGUGGGCUGUGAUGAGCUCAACAUCAAAGCUGAAGAACAGGUGUUUGAGGCCGUGCUGUCCUGGGUGCAUCAUGACCAGGAGCGGAGGGAGUCCCUGCUGCCGGAGCUGCUGUCAAAGAUCAGACUUCCUCUGUGUCGGCCUCAGUUCCUGUCAGACCGCGUCCAGCAGGAUGAACUCGUACGCUGCUGCCAUAAAUGCAGGGACCUGGUGGAUGAAGCUAAAGAUUUCCACCUGAUGCCUGAGCGUCGCCCUCACCUGCCCGCCUUCAAGACCAGACAGAGGUGCUGCACCUCCAUCACAGGACUCAUCUACGCUGUGGGAGGACUCAACAGCUCAGGUGACUCCUUAAACAUCGUCGAAGUGUUUGAUCCAAUUGGGAAUUUCUGGGAACGCUGCCAGCCAAUGAGGACUGCACGGAGCAGAGUGGGUGUGGCUGUUGUUAACGGGCUGCUGUAUGCGAUUGGUGGAUAUGAUGGCCAAUCACGUCUCAGCACUGUAGAGGUUUACAACCCUGAGACCGACAGCUGGACACAAGUGUCGAGCAUGAACAGCCAGCGCAGCGCCAUGGGAACGCUUGUGAUUGACGGUCACAUCUACGUGUGCGGCGGCUACGACGGAAAGUCCUCUCUGAACUCUGUGGAGUGUUACUCGCCAGAGACCGACAGGUGGACAGUAGUGACCGAGAUGAGCGCCAGUCGCAGUGCUGCCGGCGUGACCGUGUUUGAUGGACGGAUCUUCGUCUCUGGCGGCCAUGACGGUUUACAGAUCUUCAACACGGUGGAGUACUACAACCACCACACUAACCGAUGGCACCCGGCAGCCGCCAUGAUGAACAAGCGCUGUCGUCACGGGGCGGCCGCUCUGGGCAGCCACAUGUACGUGGCGGGGGGGUACGACGGCUCAGGGUUCUUGAGUGGGGCGGAGGUGUUCAGCUCGGCGUCGGGUCAGUGGAGCCUCCUGGUGGCCAUGAACACACGGCGCAGCAGAGUGUCGCUGGUGUCCACGUCAGGACGUCUGUACGCAGUGGGCGGGUACGAUGGACAGUCCAACCUCAGCUCUGUGGAGAUGUACAACCCUGACACCAACCGCUGGACCUUCAGGACCCCCAUGGUCAGCCAUGAAGGGGGGGUGGGGGUGGGGUGUAUCCCUCUGCAGCCCGCCUAAACCAUCCAAUCAGAGACCAAGAACUGAUGAGUUACUGACGGCUGCAGGCGGGUCAGCGGCGCCCUCCGCUGGCAUUCACUGAGCUUUAUCGGUACGAUGGCUGGGCUCAGACCUGCACACUGAUGUCAGGCCUGUGGGAUUAUGGGUAAAAGCGUUAGAGCUAGCCUCUGGAGGUUAGCUGCUAGCAUUGUGCUAAUUGUUAGCGUGUGGACGGAUUGUUUAAUUUAGAUUUUAUACUGAAAUGACCAACAGGAAGUCACUUGCUCUCCUGAGCAAACAAAGCUGCUGAAACAGGAUGUUGACUCUGAUCUGACCUCACUGGGCCGUCUGAUUGGUCGGCUCUAACCAAUACGAGCGAUCAAACGGGCAGGAAGUGAUGCUGCACACAAACAGUGAAAAAGUUUGAUCACAGACUUUAUUCAAAAACAAACAAUAUUCAGCAGCGCCCUCUGCAGGCUGAUACGAGCAUCACACUGAUGGAAACAUCAGCUGCUCUGAUUGGUCCUUUAUCUGUUUACAGUCUGAUCAUGUUCACGUGCAGCGCGACAGCCUCCAUUUACACUGAGCUGCUACUGUUAGCUUGUUAGCUGCUGCUGUUAGCCUGAUAGCAGCUCAUAUUAGCAACUGCUAAGAGCACGUUAGCAGCUGUUAGCAGCUGUUAGCAGCACGUGUUAGCAGCUGUUAGCACGUUAGCAGCUCAAGUUAGCAUCUGUUAGCAGCUCAUAUUAGCAGCUGUUAGCAUAUUAGCAGCACGUGCUAGCAGCUGUAGUUAGCAGCUGUUAGCUGAUAACGGGCAUAGAUAGCUUUCACUGGAUUUAAUUUGAUUCUGAAGAAAACUUUGGAACAUGAAGAGAUUGCAUCCUGACUUUUUUUUUUAGGUAUAAUGAAAUGAUGAUGUCACACUGAAUGACAUCAUCACCCUCCUGCAGUGUGUCUCCCCUCUCGGCUGUUUGUCCUGAAGGCUGGAGGAGACCUGCUGAUGUUGUAUUCACAGAUCCUUCUGGAAGCUGAUUGAUGGUCCUGGUUGUCAUGGAGACAUGUUUUCAGAGAUGAUGAAGGGGGACUGAAAGCUUUGGAAAGUGUUGUUUAUUUACAGAAAAUAAAAGUCAAAUUCACUCAAAGCACUGAUGUUAUUGAAUUGUCCCUCUGCAGCUUCCAUACAUGUUUAUUUUAAUUUUAUUGAUUAAUUUAUGAAUGAUUAAUUGUCUACUGAGAGGUUUGUGAUCAUUAAAGAGGCUCAUGUUCCUGGACUGUC
Labrus mixtus (cuckoo wrasse) is the source of this 3028-nucleotide messenger RNA. RefSeq names its product kelch-like family member 18 (gene klhl18). Lineage: Eukaryota; Metazoa; Chordata; Actinopteri; Labriformes; Labridae. Bases 49 to 1773 code for a protein of 574 amino acids. The transcript is spliced from 10 exons. Gene Ontology annotation, molecular function: protein binding. The record is from RefSeq and is a predicted model, not a curated record.